AUGUCGCGCAAAGUUGAUCCGCACUCCUCCAAAUCCAACUUCGCCGACCACAACCUCCGUGGAGAUGAACAGUCCUUCGAAAUGCGGCACCGCCAGAGUUCGGGCACUAAGACUGAGAGACCUGCGCCUGACGGACAUUUGACCUUCGUGCCGCAACCCAAUCGACCGGAAGGACAUCUGCAACAGGGACGAAUGAACUACGAGCAGUUCCUUGAUCUGACCCGUCACAGCCCUCCGUUGCUCUGGGCCAUGAUUGCCGAGUUGCAGACAAUGUCCGCUAUGGAUACUGCAUCAUCUCAGACUCGAAUCACUAUGCUUACGCAGGAACUCGAAACCCAGAAGUUGCAGAACCACGCUCAAAUCGAAGUCAUCGCGGCCAUGUCCAUUCGCCACCAGAAAGGACUCGAGUCCAUGGCUGCAUCCUACCGCAGUCUCGAGACUGUCCCCACUCAAGCCUCGGCUCGCGAAUCUGAUAUCCGUCCGCCCGGAGACCCUCAGCAGCUGGCUCUCCGCAUGAGCUACUGGCUCCCUGACCCUCCACGGUUGAGCAAUGGUAGACAGCCGGACUUUGACCUCUGGUGUGUGUUCAUGCGUCUCAAGAUGCGGGUGAAUGCCGACCGAAUGGACACUGAGGAGGUCCGUAUGGCUUACGUUGCAUCGCGAUGCACGGGUGACGCUGCGCAACAACUGGCUCCUCGUUUGCGAGACGACGCCCCGUGUCCAUUCCGCCACGCGGAGGAAAUGCUUCAAUAUUUGGAGCUCAUUUACGCCCCGGCACUUCAGUCGCUGGACGCCCAUGUGGAGUUCACAGAGCUGAAAAUGAAGUACGAACAGUCUUUCGAAGCAUUCUUCCGCAAGUUCAUCUUGUUGGCCGCGCAGUCGGGCAAGGACGUUAACGAUGGAACCCUGAAGUUUGAGCUGUGGCAUAAGCUCACUCAGGAACUUCGAGACUUAGUCAACCCUGUGUGGAAUGACCAGCCGGUGACAUUCCAAGCUUUUGUGCAACUGGUGAAGCGGUGUGUCGCCCUUCAGGAGUCUAGCAAUUGUCUGGAGCCCGAUGUGGUGACUUAA
Molecule: messenger RNA, 1071 nt
Organism: Penicillium daleae
Lineage: Eukaryota; Fungi; Ascomycota; Eurotiomycetes; Eurotiales; Aspergillaceae
Exons: 1
Coding region: 1-1071 (356 amino acids)
Source: RefSeq, a predicted model, not a curated record